Molecule: messenger RNA, 1201 nt
Organism: Sesamum indicum (sesame)
Lineage: Eukaryota; Viridiplantae; Streptophyta; Magnoliopsida; Lamiales; Pedaliaceae
Product: protein trichome birefringence-like 43
Cellular component (GO): Golgi apparatus
Molecular function (GO): O-acetyltransferase activity
Source: RefSeq, a predicted model, not a curated record
UUUCCUAAUUAAUUCAUACAACUCUUCUCUUUCCUUAAAUCCCAUCUCACUUAAGAAGAAUGGGACAUGAAUUCUUCACAUUCACAUACAUUUUUCUACUUUUCAUUUUAUGGUUCCGACCGUCGUCCUGUAUUGAUGCAGGAUGUGAUUUCUUUCGAGGUAGUUGGGUAUACGACGACUCGUACCCUUUAUAUAACGCUUCCAUGUGCUCGUUUAUCGAGAAACAGUUUGAUUGUCUCGGGAAUGGAAGGCCUGAUGACGUCUACCUCAAGUACAGAUGGAAGCCCAGCGGAUGUGAACUGCCCAAGUUUAACGGGCAAGAUUUGUUGAGGAGGUAUCAAGGGAAGAAAAUACUGUUUGUGGGAGACUCUCUGAGCCUGAACCAGUGGCAAUCUCUUACAUGCAUGCUGCAUGCAGCACUGCCCCAAUCAAACUUCUCCUUGAGCAGGACCGGCAGCCUCUCCACAUUUUAUAUGCCGGAGUACAACAUCUCAUUGAUGUUGUCUAGAAACGCGUUUCUGGUUGAUCUGGUUCUUGAUAAGAAAUUAGGCAGAGUUCUGAAGCUGGACUCCAUCCAAAAUGGCGACUUUUGGAAAGGGUUUGAUAUGCUUAUAUUCAACACGUGGCACUGGUGGCUUCACAAAGGAAACCAGAAACCAUGGGACUACAUCCAACAAGGUGAUAAAGUGUAUGAAGACAUGGAUCGGUUGGUUGCAUUCGGCGAAGGACUGAGAACUUGGUCCAAAUGGGUGGAUUCCAACGUUAAUCCUGCCAAAACUAAGGUUUUCUUUCAGGGCAUAUCUCCUACUCAUUACAAUGGUACAGAAUGGAAUGCAUCAAGGACAGGAUCAUGCAAUGGAGAAACUCAACCAAUCAGUGGGGGGGUGUACCCCGGAGGAACGCUGCCGGCAGUGGCAGUGGUGAAGGGGGUGCUGAGUAACAUGACGACGGGGGUGCGGUUGCUGGACGUGACAACAUUGUCGGAGUUAAGGAAAGACGGGCAUCCAUCAGUGUAUGGAAUCGGUGGGCAGAGGGGGAACGACUGCAGCCAUUGGUGCCUUGCUGGUGUACCAGAUACCUGGAAUCAGUUGCUCUAUGCAAUUUUGGUUACUGAUGCAAAAUCAAAGAUUUAAGUAAUUUGAUUCAUGUUUAAUUACCCUCUUAUAACUGCAUAAAUAUGCAAUGGAUUUUUCAUUCUAUA